UCAGAACCUCGGAGUGUUGUGGAUGAAUGGGGACAACCUGAGCCUCUGAGAGAAAGAAAGAAACAGCAGGUUUCGGGGUUCACAACAAGAAGACAAAGGAGAUAUAAAACAACAACAACAAAGACAACAACAACAACAACACAAACCGGCUUCACCACGUCAAGUGUGAGUCGUCCGCCGCGUCCCAGGCAGGGUGUAAAAAAAUGGAAAACGGGACUUUUGAUGUGCCUGACGAUGUGGAAGCGCUGUGGGAGAAGGUGCAGAGCAAACGCUAUGAGCUGUGCCGCAGUAUCUCUCCGGCCAAGCUCACUCCGUACCUCCGCCAGUGCAAAGUCCUGGAUGAGCAGGACGAAGAUGAGAUUCUCAACUCCAUGCUGCUCGUCUCCAAAGCCAACCGCACAAGCCGUCUACUCGACAUCCUCCACACUAAAGCAGAGCGGGGUUAUGUGGCGUUUCUGGAGAGUCUGGAGUUUUACUACCCCGAACUGUACAAGCUGGUGACCGGGAACGAUCCGACGCGACGUUUCUCCACCAUCGUAGUGGAGGAGGGCCAGGAAGGCCUGACCCAGUUCCUGAUGAACGAGGUGAUGAAGCUGCAGCAGCAGUCCAAAGUCAAGACCCUGCAGCAAGACGAGCUCAGCAAGAAAAACUGGACGCUGCAGGACGAGAAGAAGAAGCUGCAGCUGGCCAAUCAGGAGCUCCAGGCCUUCCAACAGAGAUACAAUAAGUUAAGAGAGGAGAGAAACACAUACAGUGACGAGCUGCUGAGAGUAAAGGAUGAAAACUACAAACUGGCCAUGAGGUACGCGACACUGAGUGAGGAGAGGAACAUGGCGGUGAUGAGGAGCCGAGAUCUGCAGUUAGAGAUUGAUCAGCUGAAGCACAGGUUGAACAAGGUCGAGGAGGAGUGUAAGAUGGAGAGGAGGCAGAGUCUCAAGCUGAAGAACGACAUCGAGAACCGACCGAGGAAAGAGCAGAUCUUUGAGCUGGAGAGAGAGAACGAGAUGCUCAAGAUCAAGCUGCAGGAGCUGCAGUCCAUCCUACAGCCUGGCCCCUUACCCGCGUCAGACAAAGCCAUCCUUGAUAUUUUGGAGCACGACAGACAGGAAGCACUCGAAGACAGACAGGAUCUGGUGAACCGCCUGUACAACUUGCACGAAGAAGUCAGACAGGCGGAGGAACUACGAGACAAGUAUCUGGAGGAGAAGGAAGAUCUGGAGCUGAAGUGUUCUACGCUGCAGAAGGACUGCGUGAUGUAUCGCAAUCGCAUGAACACCAUCACCAUACAGCUGGAUGAAGUGGAGAAGGAGAGAGACCAGUCGUAUCGAGCCAGAGACGAGGCCCAGCAUCAGUUCUCCCAGAGUCUGAUUGACAAAGACAAAUAUCGUAAGCAGAUCAGAGAGAUGGAGGAGAAAGGCGACGAGCUCCAAAUAGAGAUCGUCCGCAAAGAGGCCAGACUGGUCACCCUGGAGUCUCGUCUACGACGCAUUUCCAAGGACCAGUGCUUGGAACAGCACACUCUGCCCAGGGACCUGCCUCCGGCCAUCAUCUCUCAGGGCGAGGGGGUAAAAAAUGUCCCUGGUCAAUCAGAGUGGUCCAGCGACGAGUCCCCAGAGGAGAAGCUCUUAUCUGAGGAGCCCCGUCUUAAACGCAGACCUAACCUUAAAGCUGGGAUCAGAGUCAAGUCUCCAGUCUGUGUACCCAAAGACAGUCAAGUGAGCUCAGACUGUGCUCAGCCUGCAGCAGUCAAUGGUGGGGAUUUUUUGGAGAUCCAGACGCUAAACCAUCGUCUCAAUAGCAGCUCCGUCCCGUCCUCCCCCAGCUUCCCAAUGUCCCCCACAUAUCCCUGCUCGGCUCCCCCGCUCUCCUCCUGUCCCUUUACUCCACAGCUUCCUUACACCUCAAUGGACCAGAACAGGCCAAACAUGCUUCGUCUCCGUAACGACAGCAUCCUGUCCAUACUCCCCGAGCCGCCUGAGACGGGAUCGCUGUACCGCCGAGAGAGGGAGAAGGAAAACGACUUCCACCCUCGCAGCCUACUGGACUCUGACAGUGACAACAUGGAAAUGGAGUGUGUGGAUGAAAUGCUGCGCGGUCCUCCGUCUGUCCACUCAUCGUCCUCCUCCUAUCAGUCAGAAGGAAUGGACACCUAUGACCUGGAGCAGGUCAAUAGUAUCUUAAGGAAACUCUCUUGGGAAAGGCCGUUCCGUCCGUCUCUGUCUUCCUUCUCGAGGGUCAGCUCGUCGCUGAAGCCGGUGCAGGAGGUGUCGUUUCUCGGCGACAGUCUCUUGAGGGACAUCACCCUGGUUGGCGGCAACGACAGCGGGAUUUUCAUCUCAGCCGUGCAGCUGGGUUCCAACGCUGAGAAGGCGGGGCUACGAGAGGGUCACCACCUCCUGUUGAUCGAGGGCUGCAUACGCGGCGAGAGCCUGAGCAUUUCACUGGACACCAGCACUCAGGAAGAAGCACACUGGACGCUGCAGCGCUGCUCCGGACUAAUUCACCUGCACUAUCGAGCCAACUUUGACGCUUACCGCCGUCUUCAGAGGGACGUCGCAAACGGCACCCUCGUCUCCGGCGACUCCUUCUACAUCCGUGUCAACCUCAAAAUCUCGGGCCAGUCGGACAACUGCUCGCUGAGUGUGCGCUGUGACGAGGUGGUGCACGUCUUAGACACCAGAUACCAGGGCCGCUGUGAGUGGCUGUGCUCCCGCGUCGACCCCUACACGGGCUCCGACCAGGCCGAGCGCGGCACCUUACCCAGCAACUCCCGGGCCCAGCAGCUGCUCCUGGUGAAGAUACAGAAGUUAGUGUAUCGAGGAGGGAAAGAAGAAAAUGAAAUCCACCGCAACAGUAGGAGCAAUUUACAGCCAGAGGAGGUCAACGCCACACCUGAUCCUAAAGCCAGCCCACGCCUGUCUAGAGCCAGCAUCUUCCUCACUCAGAUACUACAGUUUGUCAGCCGGGUGGAUAUCAAGUACAAGCGAAUGAACAGCAAUGAACGUGUGAGGCUCAUCAACUCAGGCAGCGCAUCACUACCCAGACACGGCUUGGAGACGCUGAGGCCAGAAGAUGCUGCUGACCCAGACAGUGAGCUGAGCAGGAGUUUGAACCUGAUUCCCUACAGUCCCGUCACUCCCCAGAGGACACAGAGGAGGAGACCGGUCAUAUUCACCCCCACUGCUCUGGCCAAAACCAUUAUUCAGAAAAUACUGAACAUGGGCGAAGCCAUGGACUUCGACAUCUGCAAACCGGACACUCUGUCCAAAGAGGAGUUCCACCUGAAACAGAACGUGGAGCCUUUCAUUCACUACAAAGAGAAGCACGCCACAUUUGAAUGCAUCACCCGAGAAAACAUUGAGGCGGUUGCAGCCAAGGGCAAACACUGUCUGCUGGAGGCCGAGCUGAGCUGCGUCAAAGAUCUGCUACGGAGAGAAAUCUACCCGAUCAUCAUCCACGUCAAGAUCUGUGAGCGAAAUGUCAAGAAGUUACGGAAGGUGUCUCCACGCGUCGACUCGGAGGAGGAGUUUGUCAGGUCGUGUCGGGCAAAAGAGAAGGAGCUGGAGACCAUUCCCUGCCUGUACGCCAGUCUGGAGCCCGAGGCCUGGACGGGGGUGGACGACCUGAUUCGGGUCGUCAAGGAUCGGAUACUGGACGAGCAGAAGAGGACGGUCUGGGUGGAGCAAGACCUUUUGUAGACAAACAAGCACAUGACACCAUGUAGUUCUGACUGUACGUCAACGUUUGCAGAGCACUCUAAAACACACAGUCUGGUUUCCAUGACAUUACGUUGACUUACAUUCAUUUCCUGGAGACUUACUGUCAUCUGAAUCACAACUACUACUGACCUAACCACAAUCCUAACCAUCCCACCACAACACGUCUUCGACCUUAAAAUUGAAUCAUUUACGGUAUGUUCCCUGUAAGGAAGACCAGAAGAAGAAGUUCCCCUAAAAUGACUGUGUGAACAGACAACAGACAGACAGUCCCGACAACAGGAGUAAGACCAGGAACACAUGCACACAAACAAGCCUUAAACCAAACCCUAACUAUAAACCAGGUUAUGGCUAACUCAGAACUUAGCCCUAAACUUAAAACCAGGUUAUUAGUUCCUUGGGACCAGGUUUUGGUACACACGCACACAUAUUUUGUACAUCAUGCUUUUGUGCUCAGAGUGGACACUCAAAGUGUUUUAGGCUCAUAAU
Molecule: messenger RNA, 4205 nt
Organism: Solea solea (common sole)
Lineage: Eukaryota; Metazoa; Chordata; Actinopteri; Pleuronectiformes; Soleidae
Gene: card11
Product: caspase recruitment domain family, member 11
Exons: 25
Coding region: 204-3698 (1164 amino acids)
Biological process (GO): regulation of apoptotic process
Molecular function (GO): protein binding
Source: RefSeq, a predicted model, not a curated record